CCAUCAUCCCAUAAUCCUGCCAGGCUUAGUUUACUUAUUACUCGGAAUUUUCUCCGAAAGGUGAACAUGACACGUUUGGGGCUUAGUUAGUUCCCUGAGAGAAAGCGUAUAAGCGACGACGCUGGUUGUGGUCGGUCGGCGGAGAGAGAAAGUUGACAUUUUACUUUAUCAAUACACAUAUAUCAUCGCAUUUUAUAGUGUAUUCUCUCCUUCUUCCUGGGUAUUAAUGUAGAAUCAGUUCUUCUUUAAUAAACAAACAAAUAUAAAAGGGUCGUCGUUUCCCUUUCACCUUUCGAAAGGUUUGAUGGGUUUAUACGGCUCUUGGUCAAUCAUGACAAAAUUGUUGGGGGUUGGUAUUCCGGAUUGAGAUCUACUUGCACUUUUGUCGACCAGAGAGAGGUGUCCAUUUGUCACCAUGUACGGUCGCCACAACGGCAUCCUGCUCGAUCUGGAGGAUGAUGACGAUUUAGAAUAUCAGACCAAUUAUUCAACUUCCACCAACAAUGUGGAACCAUCUUCUUCUUCUUCGUCAUCCCGAUUUCAGCAGAAUUUGCUGUUUCAACAACGCCAAACUCAAAAUAAUGUGGUGCCCAAAAAAGUGAACCCGGACCUUCUGGUGCCACCCACGAUACAGUAUCACAAUCCAAAACCAAUGCUCAAUAAUUACUCUCGGAGGAAAAGUGUGAGUGCAGAACCGCCCUGGAAUUCACCUCCGCCUCCGCCACCAGUGAUUACCUCGUCUUAUCAUCAAGACCAACCAUAUCAUCAUCAGAACGGAUAUCAUUACAAUAACUUAUCCCCGACUAAUCACCUCACUGUACCUGUGUUUCAACGGGACAAUGCGAUUACGGUGGCUCCCUCGCGAAAUUCUCUCCUCGAGCCGAACGUUUUCGCUGGAGGGAGACUGACCACACCUUCGAACAACAAUAAUCAUCACCACCACAAGAAAGUGCAUCACCGGAAGCAUAAAGGUCGCUCGAAAAGUCCGACGAGAAAUGUACCACAAUCUGAAAGUGGUGGUGCUGCAGGUACGAAUGGGUGUUCCAUCUUGGACAGAAUUGAUAACUCGAUCCUCUCCAAGUUUGGGGAUUGGUCAAAGAUGGAUGACAACAAUUCAUUACUCCGCUCAAACUCAAACAACACAAAUAACUCAAAAAAUUCUACUUCAACGAGACCCUACUACUUUCCGAAAAGAAUGAGCAGUCUAGAUGACGAGAUAUCCUUUUCAAGUAACAGCACCACACCCAUCGGGACGGGGAGUAGUAGUGGUGGCGGUGGUGUUGGGUUGCCAAAAUUAUUCAAAAAUUACGAUACUGUCCUCAAGACGGCGAAGUUGGCUGAUCAAAGUUAUAAUAAGAUUGCUCUCAGUAAGGACAAUAACGACCCAAAUUCGAUCCUUAGUGAGGCAAAACGGACACUGAGCCGAUUCGGGGGACAGGAAAUUUGAUUGAAGAAUAUUUCUCUUAAUAUUUUUGAAAAUAAAUGAAUAUCAAA
This is a messenger RNA of Folsomia candida, 1494 nucleotides long. RefSeq names its product hybrid signal transduction histidine kinase M-like. Bases 416 to 1447 code for a protein of 343 amino acids. The record is from RefSeq and is a predicted model, not a curated record. Lineage: Eukaryota; Metazoa; Arthropoda; Collembola; Entomobryomorpha; Isotomidae. The transcript has 2 exons.